CUCUGACCAAGUCAAUUGCCGAACCUCACUCUCACUGUUCUAGAAGGUAGGAGUCUAUCAUUUCGUUCUGUGGAAUUUUCAACGAUGGGUUUUGUCUUCUGUAUUCAAGCCGGGAAAAGGUGCUGUCUUUGUAAUGCACCCAGAAAGUUUAAAGAGUGGAUUUUCAGUUGAAGUUAGAAAAAAUCAGAUCUUUCGCCCAGGAUUUUCGCUAUUUGUUGAAUGGAAUCGAUGGUGAAGAAAUUGAAGCAAAAUCUGAGAACUGGGUCCUGGAAAAAGAAGGAAAAAAGCAUGAAGAAGGAAAGAUGGUUCUUAGAGAAUGGAAGUAUCUUCUUAAAAGAGCUCAUCGUUGAUUGUAAUGGUAAAUCCAUUCCUAUACGUAGCUUUACUUCUUCCCAGAUUCGUAAAGCCACCAAGAAUUUCGAUUUAAGCUGUUUUGUAGCUGAAGAAGGGUUCUACAUAUGGUACAAAGGUGUAAUCGAAGAUAGAUCUUACAUGAUCAAGAGAUUCUCUGAGUAUAAAGUCACUGAUUACAGAGUAAGUGAGGUUUAUAAAGACAUUGUCUUGUCUGCUCGUAUGAGCAACCACAACAACUUUCUUAAACUACUAGGAUGUUGUCUUGAGUUCCCUUUUCCUGUUCUUGUGUUUGAAUUUGCUGAGCAUGGAGUUUUGAAUUACCGAGGAGGUAUUACGGUUAACGGUGAAGAGUCUUUAUUGCCUUUGAGUUUGAGGUUGAAGAUUGGGAAGGAGAUUGCAAAUGCCUUGGCUUAUCUUCACAUGGCGUUUCCUAAGAUCAUCAUAUAUAGAGAUGUGAAGCCACUGCAUGUUUUCUUGGACAAUAAUUGGACUGCAAAGUUGUCUGAUUUAUCUUUCUCAAUAUCGCUGGAAGAGGGAAAAUCACAGAUAGAAGCGGAAGACGUGCUGGGUACAUAUGGUUACCUUGAUCCAUUAUACUUUGCAACUAGAAUUGUGACAGAAUAUACGGAUGUGUACAGCUUUGGAGUCUUUUUGAUGGUUGUUAUCACUGGUAUAUCGGUUUACUUCACCGGAUCUGAUGGGUAUCCUGUAGGUAUUCUUGGAUAUAUGAAAGGCUUAGCUGAGAAUGGGAAGCUCAAUGAAAUAGUAUAUCCUAUGAUAAUGAAAGAGAUGACAAGUGCUCAAAGAUUGCAGGUGGAAGCAUGCGUUUUACUUGCACUGAGAUGCUGCGAGGAGAGGGUAGAAGACAGACCGAAGAUGAUUCAGGUAGCUAAAGAACUCAAGCGGAUUGAACAUCAUGUUUUGAGAUCCUAGCUAGAGAUCAGCUCUACUCUUAGACUGUAUAGCCAAGUUUCAAAUUUAUUACUUUUGAAAGUUUGGAACGCAUAUGAUUGUGGACCUGAAGGAUGCCAAAGAGUUUAAGGGGUUAGAAAGACUUGUGAAAGCCUCUAUGUCCGACCCAAACAAAGUCUACUUUGUGUAGAGUUGUCUAAAAGCCUAUGCUUAUAUAUGGUCUUUCUCUGUUUUUCAGUUUUCUCUAGUAUUUUUGUUGUUAUGUAUGGCUAGAUUUCAGUUUGGCCCUGAUGGCGUCAUAAUGAAACUGCAAAGCUCUGCAUUAUUAGUUUCAGAACUUACAAAGAUGGUUUACAAUGCCCAAUAUCACAUCUACUUCCAGCUGAGUUUUCAUGCAAGGUAUAUCAUAGACAUAACUUAUCAUGAAAACAAGAACCACUUUUACUUUUAACAGGAAAAUGCAUUAAGAAUCCAAGCCAAAUAGAUACAUAAAUG
Messenger RNA from Arabidopsis thaliana (thale cress), 1761 nucleotides. RefSeq names its product Protein kinase superfamily protein. The transcript has a single exon. Gene Ontology annotation, molecular function: protein serine/threonine kinase activity; ATP binding; protein serine kinase activity. The record is from RefSeq and is marked reviewed. Gene Ontology annotation, biological process: cell surface receptor signaling pathway; defense response to bacterium. NCBI's taxonomy places the organism in Eukaryota, Viridiplantae, Streptophyta, Magnoliopsida, Brassicales, Brassicaceae. The coding region runs from base 220 to 1287 and encodes 355 amino acids.